UGUAGGGUCUCUGAGGAUUAAGGAAAGGAUUGUUACAUCCUGUCUCUGAGUUUCCAACUUAUUCCUUGCGACCCAAUCGCGAAGCAGAAGGAGGAGUUUUUGUUAAAUAUAAAUGCAACCCCAAAAAGCACGUUGUUUCCAUGAGAGAGAGAGAGAGAGAGACCCUUUGCUGAAAGUCUGACUGUCGACUUGACACAACACAAGAUGAGUCUGAAGGUGUGUGCAGUGACAGCUCUGCUCCUCGCUGUGCUGUGCAUCAACCAGUCUCAGGAGAAACCGGCUGCUGUGCUCAACAGGUGCAUAUGCAGAGGUGGAACAUUGCACAUCAAUGUGAACAACAUUAAGGCUCUGCAGAUUAUCCCCAUCCCGAACUGUCCUCUGCAGCUCGUAGCCACCUUGAAGAGUGGCCGUAGGCUCUGCCUGAACUCCAAGUUUAAAUACCUUUGGAAAAGGAGACUGAACAAAAUAACAAAGGUGUAAAAGGGACAAUGAAGAAACCAUCCAGCUGUUUGCCGCUGUCCAGAUCCUGCGCAUAAAAUCACGCCACACUAAAUGCUGUGUGUGUGUUUAUAUUUAAUGUUUUCGGUCAACGCUUGCCUUUAGUGCUUUGAUUGCUGCCACACACACACUCCCUCAGUUGCAUUAAAUGCUGAGUAUAGCUAGCUGUCACUUGCUGCUAUCAGCGAACCCGCCGACAAGUAAUCUGGCAUCUUUUAUCCCUCGGGUGCAUUUUAUUGUACGGUCCAUGUAACUGUCUGUAAGGCAAGCUUAAAGGUUAGUUCGAAUCGUGCCUGCAAACAUCUGAAUGGAACAGAAGCACCCGAUGGGGAAUAUUGCUUUGCAACAUGAUGGUGCUUUUCAGAAUACAUUAUCAAAUUGGUAGCACCCACUGGCAGGAAUAAAGCACUGCAGUGGUAUAAGAGCUUCAAGCAGAAAGCAUAGAAUGAGGAGGGCCAUUCAGCCCAUGAAAUCCAAAUCCUUCUGCAGACCAUCCAACACCCACCUUAAGUUUCAUGGGUUCACUCUCUGAACCCCAUUAUCAAUUGAACAAGAGCUUCACUGGUGAGCUGCUCAUAUGUUCACACUCAGGUUGAGCUCUCUCAGUUCUGUGCUCAAUAAGUCUGCUUGUUUUUUUUGUAAACAAAAUCUUUCUUCUUUGCUUGGCCAAGAGGAUGGGCUGGGAACGAGUUUCUCAAAACUCGGCUAAAAACCCUUUAGCCAUCUCCUUGUAGGUGAUGUGUAGCCCAGGUUAACUGGCCUCUACUUUUCUUUCCCCUUCAUAGAAGUGUCUGAUCUGUGCUCUUGUGUCUCUGUGAUUGAAGUGGAACAGAGGGGCUCACCAUGCAGGAGACAAGGUGAACCUUGUCUUCUUGCAUUGCAUGUCCAACUCAGUCUCAUCACACCAUGGGAGAGCCUCUCUGGGUAAUUCAUACCCCCGAAUAGUAGCUUUGGCAGAAACCAGGCAUUAGAAGUCCAGCCCAUCAUUGGCAGGGAGGGAGAGAGGCAACAGAUUCAGAGGACCAAAGUAAUUUAAAUUUUUUUUUAGAAAAGUUGAAACCCAAUACAACUCCCACUACUUAAAAUUAAAAAAUUAGGCUAACUUAUGGCAGCUGUUGUUUUGGUGUUUUGUGAAGGGGAUUCAGAGCUUCCAGUAGAAUAGCUUGGCUUUUUGUUAGCUCUUUAAUAUGCAUGUAUUGACAUUUCAUUGAUUUUUCCCAAAUUACAAUGGCUGCAAGGACGGACCCACUGUCUUUUGUUGUGUGUCUGGUGUGUUUGUGUAUCUGUGUGUGUGUCUUUCAUCGCAACAUCCCAUUAAAUGUGAAAAGUUAAAGGGGCAUGGCUUUCAUGAAACAAAAGUGUUUGGCCAAACCUGUAGGUUUCAUACAGGGAAGGGAAUAAAGGCACUGAUGAUUUGCUUUGGUUACAGUGAUGUGGUAACAUAAGUUGGUGUAGUUUAUAUAAGUGUGUUGUGCCUUUCUUAGGGAAUAACAUUGGCCAAGCACUCAUCCAUGAAGAUAAUGCUUUCUUCAAAAAAANUUGAAUGUAAGCGAUGAAACUAUAGUAUCCACAUUCUAUCUGCUGAAGCACACUUUUAUUGACUACUCUGUUUUUUAUACAUAUACCUUGUAAUUUUUUUACGGAAUAAAAGUUUUACUUAUAGUC
This is a messenger RNA of Callorhinchus milii (elephant shark), 2163 nucleotides long. Its product is annotated as stromal cell-derived factor 1-like. Gene Ontology annotation, cellular component: extracellular region. NCBI's taxonomy places the organism in Eukaryota, Metazoa, Chordata, Chondrichthyes, Chimaeriformes, Callorhinchidae. Gene Ontology annotation, biological process: immune response; chemokine-mediated signaling pathway. The record is from RefSeq and is a predicted model, not a curated record. Gene Ontology annotation, molecular function: chemokine activity. The transcript has 4 exons. Bases 205 to 480 code for a protein of 91 amino acids.